GUUUCUCAUACUCUUGAAUUCCAAGAAACACCAGAAAUCAAGAAAGCAGCAAUGGCGUCCGAUCAAGAUGAAGAAACGACUGAAUUUCUCGGGUUGAGGCAACAACUGAAAGAAUUAAUCCGAACGAGGAAUCGGGGAAAUCUUGCUGGUUUCUCAAUGAAUGUAGUAGAAAGAAUGAAGAAACUUCCAUGUGAUAAUUAUGGAUCGUUCUUUGGCCCUUCUCAGGCAACGAUUUCAAAAAGAGUAAUGGAAGAAUCCAGAGUUUGGCAGAAAGAAAACUUGGACUCUAUAUCCAAAAUCUUGCUGGCUUCUAUGAACAAGUCUUCGGAUUCAUUGAAGAAACAAAAAGACUCUGCUUCGUCAAUAACUGAGAUGAAAAAGAAGAUUGAGCAACUUAAGAUGUCGAGGGAUUACUCCUUUCUGCAUGAUGAUGGCGCAAAGCUUCCACCUGUUUCUGAUAUCAAAGAUGCCUCUACUCAAGGCUCUGAAGCCUUGAAGAGCAAGCAAGCAUUGGGUAACAAUGGGAGGCAACAAGUCAAAGGUGUAUAUGAUGAUGCAAAGCUUCCCCCUGCUCUCACUGAAGUCCAGGUUGCCUGUGGAAAAGGAAAACUGGUUUCUUUGAACAGUGUUAUGCAUUCUAAAGCUGGGUCUGGGAACUCGAGUUCUGCUUGGAAAUUCAACUCAACAUCAAUCGAUUCUAAGAAGCAGCUCAACCUCAAAACUCGAAUCAAGCCUGCAAAAUCAAAAGCUGUGGAGAAGAAGCAAUCUGGAAAAACCCCACCAAAUCCACACAAAGAAGCCUCUUCAGAUCAGAUGCAGUCCAAUCCAAAACCAAACCUCGAAGUUAAAAUUAAGUUGAAUCAGCCAGUACCAUUGUUGGAGCCUCAGGAUAACAAGGCAAUAAAGUAUGUCUCAUCUCAAGUUAUGCGUCAAGUUCACCGACCCAAGAAGAGGCCACCAUCUGAAAGUGAAAAGGCUAUCGAGGCUGUCAGGGAAAUGUUUAAUACCAAGAGAUUUGCUAAUCGUGAUGAUCGUGAUGAUGGAAAUAUGGAAGCUAACUUUGAUGAUAUCAUGAAGGAGGAGAGGAGAAGUGCUAAACUUGCAAGGAAAGAAGAUGCAGAACAAUUACGGUUAAUAGAGGAAGAGGAACGGAGGAAGAAGUUGGCAAAGAAGCCUAAGUUGUGCCACAAAACUCAGCAAAAUCCUUAAACUAUUCCUAAGCUGAUCACACGGUAGAAGAGCCACAGUCAGCUGGCUUUGCUGGAGCUAAACACAUUUGAAGAAAACAAU
This is a messenger RNA of Rubroshorea leprosula, 1290 nucleotides long. The record is from the annotation of a GenBank genome assembly. NCBI's taxonomy places the organism in Eukaryota, Viridiplantae, Streptophyta, Magnoliopsida, Malvales, Dipterocarpaceae.